Conger conger (European conger) is the source of this 1385-nucleotide messenger RNA. Its product is annotated as AP-1 complex subunit sigma-2-like. The record is from RefSeq and is a predicted model, not a curated record. The transcript is spliced from 5 exons. Gene Ontology annotation, biological process: vesicle-mediated transport; intracellular protein transport. Gene Ontology annotation, cellular component: membrane coat; intracellular membrane-bounded organelle; AP-1 adaptor complex. The coding region runs from base 125 to 589 and encodes 154 amino acids. NCBI's taxonomy places the organism in Eukaryota, Metazoa, Chordata, Actinopteri, Anguilliformes, Congridae. Gene Ontology annotation, molecular function: clathrin-cargo adaptor activity.
GGGAAAACUCCGAAAAGAACACUGGAGGAUAUUUUAGCCAACUGGAUACGCUUUUGCACAGUAAAUUUGAACUUACUUUUUGAAUUUACAUGAUUUGGUCAUAGGAAACCCAAACAGGUUAAGAAUGCAGUUCAUGCUCCUGUUCAGUCGACAGGGGAAACUGAGACUGCAGAAAUGGUACGUCCCGCUGUCGGACAAAGAGAAGAAGAAGGUCACCCGUGAGCUGAUCCAGACGGUUCUGGCCCGCAAACCCAAGAUGUGCAGCGUUCUGGAGUGGAGGGACCUGAAGAUCAUCUACAAGAGAUACGCCAGCUUGUAUUUCUGCUGUGCCAUCGAAGCGCAGGACAAUGAACUCAUUACUCUGGAGAUCAUCCACAGAUACGUGGAGCUGCUGGAUAAGUACUUUGGCAGUCAGGUGUGCGAGCUGGAUAUUAUCUUUAACUUCGAGAAGGCGUACUUCAUCCUGGACGAGUUUCUGCUCGGCGGCGAGGCGCAGGAAACCUCAAAGAAGAACGUCCUGAAGGCCAUCGAGCAGGCCGACCUGCUGCAAGAGCCUCGACACGAGUACUUUAAUGUGCCCGUGUACUGAACGACUGCUGCCACUACCCUGCUCAACAAGUGGAGCUCCGCCCUUCCUGUCAGCAGAGCCCCGCCCUUCCUGUGAGCAAAGCCCCGCCCCCUUCCUGUGAGCAGAGCCCCGCCCUCUGGCCCCACCCUUCCUGUGAGCAGAGCCCCGCCCCCUUCCUGUGAGCAGAGCCCCACCCUCUCGCUCCACCCAUCAUGUAUGUAAAGCCUAUCCCCUCAUCCUAUCGCAUGUGGCCUCUCUGGUUUCGACACACCGCCCACUCACCUGUCUGCUUGGCCUUCGGUGAUGGGCUCCAUCUGCACUGUGAUUUCAUUAUGUUUUACAUUGUUAUUCAAUAUAGGUUUGUAUUAUAGCACAUGCAAAUGGGCAAUGGGGUGUUGGAGGUUGUGUUUUUAUGUGCAAAACUGUGAAAAUGCUAAAAUUAUUUCACAGAAAAUGUCUUGAUAUACACUUGAGGUCCACAAUUGUUCAAGUAUAACGGCAUACAUAGUCACUCAAUUUUAGAGGACCAAAAGUAAUUGGACAGUUGGCUCUUCAGCUGCUUCUGAUUAGACUGGUGUAUUCAAUAUCUUCCUUGGUACAGGUAUAAGGAAGCUUUCAGUAUCUGGUCCUGAUUCUAGGCUUUUCAUUGCCUUUGGAGUCUGUUAUUGCCGUUUGUCAGCAUGAGUUCUACUGAUGGAAGUCAGUCAGAAUUAGAAACGAUAGACGACAUUGCUCAGGAGGUAAGAGCAGUCAUCUGGCAGUCGGAGGGUUGCCAGUUCGAUCCUGCCCUGGGUGUCCUUGAGCAAGAUGCUCAACC